Ceutorhynchus assimilis (cabbage seed weevil) is the source of this 684-nucleotide messenger RNA. Lineage: Eukaryota; Metazoa; Arthropoda; Insecta; Coleoptera; Curculionidae. The record is from the annotation of a GenBank genome assembly.
AUGGGUGGACACUUGGACCUGGAUACUGGCUCACAGUCUCUGGGUAUAAUCUUGGCAGUUUGGAUAACAUGCAUCCUCUACAGUUCACCGAAAUUCUAUUGGGGCAAUACUGUAACGGUUACAACAGAAAAUAGCAGCGAGACCGUUUGCGUUCUGAACAGGCAAAAGUUUAAUUCGAAAAUGUUCGAUAUUAUUCAUUUUGCUUUGUUGUAUCUUAUUCCAUUGGCUAUUAUAUCGAACUCCAACGGCAACGAGAAUCUCCUUCACAAUUCGGCAAACGGCAACGUGCAGAACACCAAUCUGACUCAGAACGUGUUGAAAGCGAGACGCGGCGUAAUCAAGAUGCUGAUAAUUGUUGUUUGCGCUUUUGCCCUUUGCAACUUACCUUUCCACGCAAGGAAAAUGUGGCAAUACUGGUCGCCGAAUUAUCAAGGGCACACGAAUUUUAGCGCGUUACUUACUCCGCUUACUUUUCUGUCUACCUACUUCAAUUCCGGAGUCAAUCCUUUGCUGUAUGCCUUUUUGUCGAAGAAUUUUAGAAGGGGAAUGCGUGAACUCCUACUAUGUUCGCACAAAAAACGUCACGGCAAAAGAACCCUGAUAAUGAACCACAACAGGGGUAGUACCCGUUCAACCACCCUAAGACAAAACAACUCCCUGACUACCACAGUGUACCAAGCAUGA